Messenger RNA from Selaginella moellendorffii, 1885 nucleotides. Its product is annotated as eukaryotic translation initiation factor 3 subunit D. The record is from RefSeq and is a predicted model, not a curated record. Gene Ontology annotation, molecular function: translation initiation factor activity. The transcript has a single exon. Gene Ontology annotation, biological process: translational initiation. Lineage: Eukaryota; Viridiplantae; Streptophyta; Lycopodiopsida; Selaginellales; Selaginellaceae. Bases 43 to 1686 code for a protein of 547 amino acids. Gene Ontology annotation, cellular component: eukaryotic translation initiation factor 3 complex; cytoplasm.
CUAGCAGCAUUUUAGGGUUCUUGGAUUAGGGCGGCGCGAGCGAUGGUGAGGGCGGGGUUCAAGGUCCCGGACGUGGUGGAGAAUCCCGAGGGAUGGGGGCCGCCGGAGUCAUCGACACUGCCAGCGGCGGCGGCGCAAAGCCCGCUCCUCCUGGCGCCCUUCGCCAAGAACGAGAAGCUGGGGCGCGCCGCCGAUUGGAGCCGAUCCUAUCCCUCUCGAGGUAUGCGCGCGGGCGAGAGCGUCUUUGAUUUCGUCUACGAUGAAGCCGACGAGGACACAUUCAAGCCCGUGGAUGGGAAGCCGCCGCCGCGGCGGAACUACAACAAGUGGCGGCCCAACCAGCGCCUCCUCCCUCAGCGCAAGGACGAGGAGCUCGAGGCCAAGAAGCGCGAGGCCGAGAAGGAGAAGCAGCGGCGUGACAAGCAGUACAACCAGAACCGGACGUCCCAGCGGCGCGAGGCGGCGGCGUUCCGGAGCUCGGUGGACAUCCAGCCCGAGUGGACGAUGCUGGAUCAGAUCCCCUUCACGACUUUCUCCAAGCUCAACUUCAACGUUGGCGAGCCCGAGGACCUGGCGAUGUGUGGCGCGCUCGAGUACUACGACAAGGCCUACGAUCGCGUCACGCCCAAGACCGACCGCCGCCUGGAGCGCUUCAAGAACAUGAACUUCUUCAAGGUGACAACGAGCGAUGAUCCGGUGAUCCGCCGCCUGGCCAGCGAGGACAAGGCGACGGUGUUCGCGACGGACAACAUCCUCUCCACGCUCAUGUGUGCUCCGCGCUCGGUCUACUCGUGGGACAUCGUCGUCCAGCGCGUUGGAAACAAGCUCUUCUUCGACAAGCGGGACAACUCGCAGCUGGAUCUCCUGUCCGUGAACGAGACUUGCCAGGAGCCACUGCCCGAGGCCAAGGAGGACAUCAACUCGGCGCACUCGCUCAGCGUGGAGGCGGCGUACAUCAACCAGAACUUCUCGCAGCAAGUGCUCGUCCGAGACGGCGGCAAGGUCCAGUUCCAGGAGCAGAACCCGUUCGCCGGGGACAGCGAGGUGGCGGCGAGCGUGGCGUACAGGUACCGCCGCUGGAAGCUCGACGACGAGACGUUCCUGGUGGCGCGCUGCGAGCUCCACAGCGUCAUGGAGUCGAAGAACGGCAGCGUCUUCCUCACGCUCAACGCGCUCAACGAGUUCGAUCCCAAGCUCUCGGGGGUGGACUGGAGGCAGAAGCUGGAGACGCAGCGCGGCGCGGUGCUGGCGACCGAGCUCAAGAACAACGCGAACAAGCUCGCCAAGUGGACCGCGCAGGCGCUGCUGGCGAGCGCGGACGUGAUGAAGCUGGGGUACGUGUCGAGGAUCCAUCCCCGCGAUCACUACAACCACACGGUGCUGAGCGUCCAGGGGCACAAGCCCAAGGAUUUCGCAGCGCAGAUCAAUCUCAGCACCAACAACAUGUGGGGGAUUGUCAAGUCGAUCGUGGAUGUUUGCUUGAAGCUGGCCGAAGGUAAGUAUGUUCUUGUCAAGGACCCGCAGAAGCCACAGGUGAGAUUGUACCUGGUUCCAUCGGACGCGUUUGAGAAUGACUAUGUGGAGGAGCCGCUGCCCGAGGAAGAACAGGUUCCACCGCCGCCGGCGGAGGAAGAGAGCGGCGACGCCAAGCCAAACGAAGAGAAGGAUGUGGACGCCGAUGUUUAAGAGAGAGAGUGUGUGUUCUUGUUUUUCUAAUUUCUGUUUGUAAUCUUUGCGUACACCAGACUUUGUGGUCUGGUGAAAAGUUGGUGGGGUUCUUUCUUCUCUAUCUGUCUGGGAGAGCGCAGAUAGAGCGUAUGGAUUCGUGGGUGUCUAAAAUUUUGAAUAACACAAUAUGGCGCAAGUAGACCAGCACUCUUUCGUU